Messenger RNA from Epinephelus lanceolatus (giant grouper), 2290 nucleotides. It is a transcript of the gene krt8, whose product is annotated as keratin 8. Lineage: Eukaryota; Metazoa; Chordata; Actinopteri; Perciformes; Serranidae. The record is from RefSeq and is a predicted model, not a curated record. Gene Ontology annotation, cellular component: keratin filament. Gene Ontology annotation, biological process: intermediate filament organization; keratinization. Gene Ontology annotation, molecular function: structural constituent of skin epidermis.
UCUAUCCACUCUGGUCUCUCCCCUCUGCCUGCCAGCCUGCCUCGCCAUCCGAGCCAUUCGCUCUGACCUUACCAGACUUCAUUCAUCCAACAGAGAAAAACACAUUAGAUUUCAGAAUGGCCAGUUCUUAUAAGACCACCUCUUACACUGUGAGGAGUUCCAACGCCCCACGGACCUUCAGCAGCAGUUCCUACGCUGGACCAAGCAGUAUCACCUCCCGCAAGAGCUACAGCGUCAAGAGUUCCUUUGGAGGACCCACCAGGGCCUAUGGAGGUGGCAUCACCAGCUCCACUUCCUAUGGCCUGAGCUCAAGCAUGGGUAGUGGGGGCAUGGGCAUGGGUGGUGGCUUUGGUGGUGGCAUGAGUGUCCAUACCCCUAUCACUGCCGUGACUGUGAACAAGAGCCUGCUGGCCCCACUGAACCUUGAGAUUGACCCCACUAUUCAAGCUGUCCGCACCCAGGAGAAGGAGCAGAUCAAGACCCUCAACAACCGCUUUGCCUCCUUCAUCGACAAGGUCCGCUUCCUGGAGCAGCAGAACAAAAUGCUGGAGACCAAGUGGAACCUGCUGCAGGGACAGACCACCACCCGUUCCAACAUCGACGCCAUGUUCGAGGCCUACAUCGCCAACCUGCGCAGACAGCUCGACAGCCUGGGCAACGACAAGAUGAAGCUGGAGGCUGACCUGCACAACAUGCAGGGCCUGGUGGAGGACUUCAAGAACAAGUAUGAAGAUGAGAUCAACAAGCGCACAGAGUGUGAGAAUGACUUUGUCCUCAUCAAGAAGGAUGUCGAUGAGGCCUACAUGAAUAAGGUUGAGCUGGAGGCCAAGCUGGAGAGUCUGACAGAUGAGAUCAACUUCCUCAGGUCAAUCUAUGAGGAGGAACUGCGUGAGCUCCAGAGCCAGAUCAAGGACACUUCAGUUAUUGUGGAGAUGGACAACAGCCGCAACCUGGACAUGGACGCCAUUGUAGCUGAAGUCAGGGCUCAGUAUGAGGACAUCGCCAACCGCACCCGCGCCGAGGCAGAGACAUGGUACAAGACCAAGUAUGAGGAGAUGCAGACAUCCGCCAGCAGAUACGGAGAUGACCUGAGGUCUACCAGGACAGAGAUCGCAGACCUUAACCGCAUGAUCCAGAGGCUGACAUCAGAGAUUGAUGCCGUCAAGGGACAGCGUGCCAAUCUGGAGGCUCAGAUCGCUGAGGCUGAGGAGCGCGGUGAGAUGGCAGUGAAGGACGCCAAGUCCCGCAUUAGGGAUCUGGAAGAAGCCCUGCAGAGAGCCAAACAGGACAUGGCUCGCCAGAUCAGAGAAUACCAGGACCUGAUGAACGUCAAGCUGGCUCUAGACAUUGAAAUCGCCACCUACAGGAAACUGCUGGAGGGAGAGGAGGACAGGCUGGCGACUGGUAUCAAGGCAAUCAACAUCUCCCAACAGAGCACGAGCUACGGUGGUUUUCCCAUGGACAGCAUUAAGAGCAGCUACUCCAGCAGUGUAAGCAGCGGAUAUGGCGGCAGUGCAUAUGGUAGCGGUGGUGGAUAUGGUAGUGGAUAUGGCAGUAGUGGCAUGACCGGCUUCAGUGGCGGUAGCUCUGGCGGCUACACCACUACUACCCAGACCAAGAAGAACGUUGUUAUCAAGAUGAUUGAGACGAAGGAUGGCAGAGUGGUGUCUGAGUCUUCUGAAAUUGUUGAGGAUUGAGCUGUCUAGUUUAGAGGUGUAGCAACCUGUCUGCUAUGAUCUACUCUCUCUGGUAGUUUUAUACUUACUGUUCACCCCCCCCUCCCCAAAUAUGAAGUAAAAUGCUUGCCAGCCACUCGUUUUUCAUGAAGCAAUAAAUGAUCCUAACACUACCAAAGAUCUGAAAGGGACCAAAGAAUUUAUUAUAUAUGUUUGAUGUCUGACUGUCUGAACUAAAAAAGUAGUUUUGUCUCAGAAAGUGAGAUAAAAACUGGGCAAAUUGCAACUACAGAAAAGAAACAUAUAAAUAUGUAACACUCCCUUGAAAUUUCUGCAACAGCUAUUCCAUACAUGAAGGGCUAUUUCCUCCAAAUGGCGUUGCAUAGACAGCGGUGUUGUCAAAGGAAUGUGAAUGUACUGAAACAGUGCUUCAGCGUUGUUGGUCAACUAAUGUCUUAAAAUUGCCUGCUGCAGUAGGUAGUGCAUGUCUUCCCUAUGCGUGUCCUGUAACUGAAACUGUUCGACCCCUUAGGAGGCUGCCCACAUCAUACUGUUGUCCUGAGGUGCUGUUUUUGCUACCAAACCAAAUAAAAAAGGUGUUUACUGAAAGAAAA